Messenger RNA from Penaeus chinensis, 5946 nucleotides. Its product is annotated as phospholipid-transporting ATPase ABCA1-like. NCBI's taxonomy places the organism in Eukaryota, Metazoa, Arthropoda, Malacostraca, Decapoda, Penaeidae. The transcript is spliced from 31 exons. The record is from RefSeq and is a predicted model, not a curated record. Gene Ontology annotation, cellular component: intracellular membrane-bounded organelle; membrane. Gene Ontology annotation, biological process: lipid transport; transmembrane transport. Bases 183 to 5750 code for a protein of 1855 amino acids. Gene Ontology annotation, molecular function: lipid carrier activity; ABC-type transporter activity; ATP hydrolysis activity.
AGCAUCAGGCAUAUAAAGUAGCGAGGCCUCUCGACAAAGACCGUGAAUCUGGAAGUGAACAGGGAACUGUGGCUCCUUGCAAAUAUAAGGAAACAGAAGAGAGCACCUGCGUCUGAUUUCCUGGCGCUGCAGUUAAAGAGGAGAACUUGCAGGAAAGCAGAACCCAGCAGGACUCGGGCAUCAUGGAGAGUCCCAAGCCUUCUGGUGCCUUUGGGAGCGGAGAACGUCGCCAGAGAAGUGCCUGGCGUCACCUGCUGCUGCUUCUGUGGAAGAGCUUGUUGUUGAGGCGGAGGCACUGGCUCCUCACGCUCCUCGAGGUCAUCCUGCCCGUCGGUCUCUUCUCGGUCAUGCUCUUCAUCAGGCUCAUCCCGGGAUCCACCUUCUCCACGUACCAUUUUAACCAGACCAUCGAGAGCCCAGCCGAAGAACUCAGUCUGCGGCAACGCUUGUGCUGGAACUACGGGAUUUGGUCUGGGAGCAAGUGCCAUGUCGAUUCCACCAGAGCCCCCACAAUAUACUACGGUCCUGAUACCCCUUUUACACAGGAUAUGGCUAAAUACAUCGCUCAGGAGCUUGGCAUCCUUGAACAAAACAUACGAGCAACCGCCUCCAACGACGAGAUAGACAAGCUGGUGGUGAUGUCCUACUAUGCGAGAAACGUCUCUUACUCCCCCAGCCCCUACAAUGUGGGACUCUUCUUCUUCAAUCUGGAAGAUCUGGAGAGUUCCGAUCCUCCUCAGAAUUUGGACUAUGACCUCCGCCUUCCCGGCUGGUGGAGCACAAUGUGGAUUUACGACUUCUUGCAGCUGCCCGGACCUGGCAUUUCCAACGAAGUUUACUUAAGCGAAGGCUUCACGUUGAUCCAGUCUCUGGUGGACCGCAGAUACAUAUCCUUAAUCAGCAAUGACAGCUCGUAUAUUGAUAAUUACAAGAUCGAAACCCAGGAAUAUCCGUAUCCGGCCUACGAAUCUGACUUCGGCCUCAGUUUCCUCUACUCGACUGUUGUCCCGUCCUUCUUGGUCACGGCGUUAGUCCUGCUCUCUCCCUCGCUCAUCAAAAGCGUCGUUCAUGAAAAGGAGACAGGUGUCAGGGAGCUGGUCUGCCUCAUGGGGAUUAACCGCUGGCUAGUGUGGCUGGGAUGGUUCCUCCACUCCGCACUUUUAAACGUGGUUGUAAUAAGCGUACUAACCGUAAUGUUGUCGGUAAGCAUGUACAACGGCAACCUAUAUGUACCCCCGAUUCUCGCCCAUACCGACACUGGUUAUGUGUGGCUGCUGCUCUUCCUCUACAGCCUCUCCUCCAUUGCCUUCUGUCUGGCGAUCUCGACUUUCUUCAACAGACCCACACUUGCUAUGACUGUCGGGAUCUUGGUAUGGCUGCUCUCCUACAGUAUCCCCAAUAACCUUAUGUAUUACAAGUAUGACACUCUCGGCCAGGCUCCGAAGGUACUGUCAUGCCUCUUGCCCAACAUGGCUAUCACAUGGGCCUUCAAGGUCAUUCAAAUGUUCGAAGGAAGAGGCAAAGGUGUUGUUUGGAGCACUAUAUGGGAACCUGGUAAUCCUCGCGACCAGCUGAAUCCUGCUAUCAUACUGAUAAUGUUGGCCUUCGACACCUUCCUCUAUCUUUUAAUCACCUGGUAUGUCGAUCAGGUCAAUCCAGGAACUUAUGGCGUCCCCCAACCUUGGUAUUUCCCAUUCCAGAAGAACUACUGGUGUGGAUCAAGGCUAACAAAUCACAGUGGAUCCUCUGAAGAGCCAGUGUUAGGCGAGAACCAGCAAUACUUCGAGAAGGAACCAGCUGGCCUCAAACCCGGGAUUAUCAUUAAGAACCUGAGGAAAGAGUUCAAAGAGCUUGGAAGGAAGACAAAGGUGGCUGUUGAAAAUGUGUCUCUAACAUGCUCUGAAGGUCAAUGCACGGUGCUGCUUGGUCACAACGGUGCUGGGAAGACGACUACGAUGUCAGUGCUCACAGGUGUAUAUGCUGCUACCAGUGGCUACGCCGAGGUCAAUGGCUGGAAUAUUGCUACGAACCUGAGUGAAGCUCGAGAGGAGCUGGGUCUUUGUCCUCAACACAACAUGCUCUUUGUCGACCUGACUGUCUUGCAGCACCUUCUCUUCUUUGGACGGCUUAAAGGCCUCACCAGAAAAUCAGCUAAAGCGGAAGCACUCGAAAUCCUGACGCGGCUGGAACUACUGGACAAACAGCAUAUGUUCGGCAGUCAGCUAUCUGGGGGUAUGAAGAGGAAGCUCAGUCUAGCCAUAUCCCUCAUGGGUAGUACGAAGGUGGUGAUCCUGGACGAGCCGAGCAGUGGGCUGGAUCCGGAGUCUCGCCGUUGGGUCUGGGACGUAGUUCAGGGUGAGCGCGGACGUCGGACCUUCCUCAUCACGACGCACCACAUGGAGGAGGCGGACGUGCUCGGGGACCGUGUGGCGAUUAUGGCUUCGGGGCGGGUCGUGUGCGCAGGCUCUACACUCUUCCUCAAAAAGAAAUUUGGUGAUGGCUAUAUCCUGACUAUAAUGGUAAAUAAUGAAACUGUGGUAGAAGCUAUCAAGAGAAAAGUGGAGGAACACUUGCCUUCCGCCACCCUGGCAAACGUCCACAGUGGAGAACUGACCUUUAAACUCCCGCCGGACACCGAGAAGUUUGCUGGCAUGCUGGACGCCCUCUCGGCCCAAAAGGAAACGCUGGGCCUCAGACACAUUAGCCUCUCCCUCACUAACAUGGAGAGGGUUUUCCUCAGAGUUGGUGAAAUGUUGGACGAUGGCAGUGGCACUACUGGAAGUUCCGUGGAUGGUGGCACAAACGGCUUAACCAUGGCAGAGGGGAGUGAGCACACGAAUGGAAGAGAUUGCAGCUUCAUGAAAUCUACCACUGACCUUGAGUCUGCCUACGCUAGUAGCACUCACCAGCUUUACCGGGCCGAAGAAAAUAAUAGGAGUCUCAAAGGAAAAAUGUUGGCAUUUCAUAGGCUUAAAGCUUUCCUAAUCAAACGGCUCAUCUACUCUAAGAGGAAGUGGGUUCUUCUGAUUACACAGAGUCUGAUUCCUGUGCUGGUGAGCAUCAUUUGCCUCGUUGUGGAUAAGAACAUUCAAACCCUGUCGGGCAGUGAGCCCCCACUCCAGCUGGACCUUGGCCUCAUCUCCCCAUCGACCUCCUUCGUCCACGCUGGUGAAAAUCAGCAGCCUUUAAUGGACCAUUAUAUGUCACUAUUUUCUUCUCCACAUAAGGUAAUCAAAACUACCAACAUGACAACAAGCCUUCUUGAAGCUGCUCACGAGAACAUCGUUUACUACCGGGAAAACAGCAUAUGCUCUGCCGAAUUCCUGGACCUCCCUAACUACCCCGAAAACUACACUCUGCUGAAUAUGCUCUACCAGUCAGUCCCGCACCAUGUUCUGGGCAUAAGUACCUUACUGGUGGACAACGCCCUGUUACGACUUGCGACCAACUCAACAGAUCACGACAUCACCACGACAAAUCGCCCGCUGCCGAAAGACACAACUUGGCAGUUCCGGACAGAUUAUUCCACUAGCGCCUUGGUAUACUCCAGCGUGAUGCCUCUUGCUCUCUGUUUCCUCUCUGCCUCAUUCCUAGUCUUCCCAUUGCAGGAGAGGGAGACCAAGGCCAAGCAGGUCCAGAUCAUGACUGGCGCCCCUGUGUGGGCUCUCUGGGCCUCAUCCUUUGUGUGGGACUUCUUGGCGUACAUGGUAACAGCACUCCUGAUCUUCAUAUUCUUUGUGGCCAUCAAUCCGAGCAACUUCUUUCUGGCCCCCCAGGCCGCUGGAGUACUCUUCUUUUUGUUGAUGAUGUACGGGUGGGGCAGCAUCCCUCUCUCCUACGUCUUUAGCUUCCUCUUCAAGACAGCAGCUUCAGGUUUUGCUAUUCUCACCCUAAUCAACAUUGUGGCAGGUCAGAUGUUGAGCUUGGUGGUCUACGUCCUGGGUAUGACAGGAGUGUCUGGAGCUGAAACCGCCGGGGAUGUUCUUCAUUGGAUUAGCUCCAUCAUCCCAACCUAUCCCGUAUCUGUAGCUUUCCGACAUUUGGUGCAAACGAGCGUGAAGAACUCCUUCUGUGAUACAUUUGACGCGAACAUAACAGCUCAGCUGUGUGCAAUCCUCGCCAUUACUGAUCGUAAAAACGAUUUUGUCCAAUGCUGUCCGGGCGUGUGCGGCAGGAACAACACCACCCCAUGCUUCGAGUGGCAGUCCUAUUUCCGCUUCACAGAGAACGGCAUGGGGCCUGAUCUCCUCACACUCUUCGUCAACGGCCUCAUCUUCUUCUGCGCCAUCGCUCUCAUCGAGGCUGGCAUUGGACGUGUCUUCCUGCGCUGCUGGCGUGAGUGUACAGGGAAGGCUGGGAUGUUGCGGCGUGCCAGGAUACCCCAGCAAGAGAGGCAUCAGGAUGAGGAUGUGGUGGCGGAGGAAGAGCUGGUAAAAAGGAUGGUGGCACAGGGGAAUGCAGUCUCGGUGGAUGUAGCGAUGCUGGUUUCUGAACUAUCAAAGCAAUUCUUCGGCUCGCUGAUUCCCGCCGUCAACAAGGUGAGCUUUACCCUUGGGCGUGGAGAGUGCCUGGGACUGCUGGGCGUCAAUGGGGCCGGCAAGACCACCACCUUCAGGAUGCUGACGGGCGAUGAAGAACCCUCAGGUGGGAAUGCCUUCAUAGACCGCAUCUCACUGAUGCACCAGAGGAACAAGUUUGUGCAGAAUGUUGGCUAUUGUCCUCAGUUCGAUGCUAUUAUGGGUGAACUAACAGGCAAAGAGAUGCUGUGGUUAAUGGGAAGACUCCGUGGUGUAAAUGACAUUACUCUACGGAGCGAAGUGGAAGAGCUGGUAGCACUGGUGGAUCUGACGGAGUGUGCUUCCCGGCCGUCCUCGACGUACUCAGGCGGAAAUCGGAGGAAGUUGUCUACUGCCAUGGCGUUGGUUGGGGCGCCAUCCCUGAUUUUCCUUGACGAACCCACAACUGGUGUGGACCCAGCGUCUCGCCGUCGGGUGUGGACGGCUGUGAGUCGCGCGGUUAGCAACGGACAGAGCGUGGUCCUCACUAGCCACUCGAUGGAGGAAUGUGAAGCUCUGUGCUCCCGCAUAAUCAUGAUGUCCAAAGGAGCUGUGCGCUGCGUGGGUACCACAGGGCAUCUGAAAGCGAAGUUUGGCCAGGGUUAUAGCCUCCAGGUCAAACUGAAGACCCAUGAUCUUAGUCAGGCAGGUGACGAUGAGAAUGAGCGCAUUUACCAGUCCAGAUUAUCGGAACUAAAAGAUACUGUACGCUCCUACUUCCCAGGUGCAACGGUGUCAGACGAACACAAGGGAAUGCUUGCAUACUUGAUUCCGAGGAAUAUAUCGUGGGCGGUGUUAUUCUCGGUCAUGGAAGACCUGAAAGCAGGACGAAAGCCCGGGUCAGAACAUCAAAGUCAACCACAGUCGACAGAUACUGCGAGCAUGCCACCGUUCGUCGAAGACUAUGCUGCCUCAGACACCUCUUUGGAACAGGUGUUCCUCUCCUUUGCCAGAGAAGCUAAUUCUGGUGAGGCAGCUGUGGUAAAUCUCCAAACCCGCACAGGGAACCUUUCUGAACAAUCGAGCAAUAGACUAAGUCAAGGUGUGGCAGGAGGGAGUGAACUACUGCCGACACCUGGUAAUGUCAACAGCCCAGCUCAGACUUUUCAAGAAUCUUCUUCCAGUAUCGCAAACGAACAGCAGGUUCAAAUGGUUACAGUUAAUAAUUCCGGGGAUUUACUGACUGAACUCUAGUCAAAGUAAGGUAGACUGUAUACCGUAUAAAUAUUUUAAAUGUCUGACUUCAGGAUUGCAUAUAAAGUUGACCCAUUCCCGACGGGCAUGGCAUGUACGGGCAUGGCAUGCACGUACAUACCAUGCCUUAUUUGAUUGUUUUUACACAUGGAUGGCUAUACUUGUACUAAAUCACCAAUGAGCCAAUUACGAGUAC